AUGCCACUGCGUAGCUACUUCCGCGGCACUUCGACCGUGCCCAUCUCCAGCGUCUCUCAGAACCUGACGGACCUCAUCCCCAACACCUUCUACACCCUCACCUACGACUACGCCGUUCCCUUCGUGGACAACCCCAACAGCGGCCCCACCUUUUCCACCUGCAGCCUCACCCUCCAGGUCGGCGACAGCGUCAAUCGGGAUCUUGUCGAUGUCUUUGGCAACGCGGCGCAGACGGCCUGGGCGGAGGCGGUACCCCUGGACUUUGUGGCCGACUGUUCGGAGCUGGUGUUUUCGCUGAUCUGGGAUUGUUCGCAGGUGUUGCCGGGGAACGAAAUUGAUUUUGUCAUUGAUAACGUGGCCUUCACAGGCGGUCAGUGUGUGGCGGAGCCGGCUUGA
Messenger RNA from Fonsecaea monophora, 396 nucleotides. RefSeq lists its product as hypothetical. The record is from RefSeq and is a predicted model, not a curated record. The transcript has a single exon. Bases 1 to 396 code for a protein of 131 amino acids. NCBI's taxonomy places the organism in Eukaryota, Fungi, Ascomycota, Eurotiomycetes, Chaetothyriales, Herpotrichiellaceae.